CCCGCCCCUUACGCCACCGCCCUUCCCACCCUGCCCCGCGGCCGGAAGUGGCGCCUCGUGCUGGGAGACGUGUCGGCGGCGGCGGGACCGGCCGCGCGUGAGCGCAGGAUGAUCACGGACGUGCAGCUCGCCAUCUUCGCCAACAUGCUGGGGGUGUCCCUCUUCCUCCUCGUUGUCCUCUACCACUACGUGGCCGUCAACAACCCCAAGAAGCAGGAGUGAGCCCCGGCAGCGGCGCCGCAGCCCUGCCUGCCGUGACCCACCGCACCGGCACCGCUCGCCCCCUUCCCUCCCGCAGGGCCGCGUCGGGCUGAGCCCACCGCCCCGCGGGGGCCAUGGGGGAGCCCCUCGCCCACAGCACGCCGGUGCCACCCCGGCGCUCCUCCUCUUGCCUGUCCCGGUGGUGCUGCCCUGCGGCCGUGCUCUUUCUAAACAAAUUUUAAUGCAAACACGAUGAUUCCAAACAA
Messenger RNA from Apus apus (common swift), 467 nucleotides. It is a transcript of the gene OST4, whose product is annotated as oligosaccharyltransferase complex subunit 4, non-catalytic. Lineage: Eukaryota; Metazoa; Chordata; Aves; Apodiformes; Apodidae. The record is from RefSeq and is a predicted model, not a curated record. The transcript has 2 exons. Bases 109 to 222 code for a protein of 37 amino acids. Gene Ontology annotation, cellular component: oligosaccharyltransferase complex.